This is a messenger RNA of Cydia fagiglandana, 1518 nucleotides long. RefSeq names its product zinc finger MYM-type protein 1-like. The transcript is spliced from 3 exons. NCBI's taxonomy places the organism in Eukaryota, Metazoa, Arthropoda, Insecta, Lepidoptera, Tortricidae. The record is from RefSeq and is a predicted model, not a curated record. Bases 142 to 1518 code for a protein of 458 amino acids.
UCCCCAACGACACUUGUAGCGUAUGAUUGUGUUUCUCUUUCCUUUUAUUUUACUUUUAACGUCGUCAGUGAACAGUGAGUACCUACCUACUCGAGCACAAUCUAACAUUGUAUUGUUUAAUUAAAUUAGAAAACUAAAAUUAUGGAUAAAAAUAAGAAACCCAGUGGUGCAUUUAAACGCAAACAACGCCAAGAAAGAGAAGAUAGUAAACAAAAAUUGCCCAAAAUUGACAAGUUUUUUAGUCAGCCUUCUGCAAGUACAUCUGGCCAAAAUAUUUCUAUUGAUAGUGACUCAAAUAAUGUGGUAACUGCAGUGUUGGUUGAGAAGCCUACUGAAGAAAAUUCGACAAUUAUUGCAGUUGGAGAUACCUCCGCCGCCGAUCAUGUGAACGUGGAUGAUGUUUGCAUGACACACAUAAGAGCGGAGGGUUUGGAGGAACCACAGACCUCUACAUUUUUCGAAAAUGUGUACGACAAAUCUUCUUAUGACUUGGGAAACUUCACGAACAAAAUAUUAAGUGAUAACGAAAAACGUCAAAUUCUUGAUAUGGGGCCUUUACAGCCUUCAGGACCUUUUCCAACAGACAUCAACCAGAACAAUAGGUGUUUUUCAAAAUCGUACUACGUUUCAUGUUCUAAAUAUGGGCCAGUUAAUCGUUUUUGGUUGUGUUAUUCCAAAAUACUAGACGCUGCCUAUUGUCAACCCUGCUGGUUAUUUGCUUCACAAAGGAAUAAUGUUUGGUGUACGGGAAUUCGAGAUUGGAAGCAUUUAUCAGAAAGAAUUAAACAACACAGUUGUUCGAGUGGCCAUUCAGAAGCAUGUGCUGUGUAUGAAUUUUGGAAAAAAAAUGAUACUAAUACUAUCGACAAGGAACUUGAAAAUGAAAUUCGCAAAGAAGCAUCAUUUUGGAGAAUGGUUCUUCAAAGGUUAUUCGAUAUCAUACUUACCCUAGCAAAGGGUUCUUUGGCUUUGAGAGGACAUCAAGAAGACUUAAGUCAGGAAGGAUACCACGGAAAUUUUCUAUCCGUUGUAGAGCUUGUCGCCCGAUAUGAUCACAUUUUGCGGCAAGUAUUGGAUAUGCCCAAAGGAUCUACAAGAUAUCUGAGUGCAACAAUUCAAAAUGAAAUGAUUGAGACCUUGGGGACCAAACUCGAAACCCAUCUACUAGAACAAAUUAGAGCGUCACCGUUUUUUGCCAUCAUAAUGGAUACGACACAGGACGUAUCGAAGGUAGAUCAGCUAAGCAUUGUUGUGAGGUAUGCAGUAAUAACCAGAUCGGAAAAUGGACAGCCAAUUGAUAUAGAAGUAAAAGAAGUGUUUCUAGGCUUUUAUGCAGCCAUCAAACAUGGCGCAGUAGAUUUAGUCAACCAAGUGACAACAUUAUUUAUCGACAAAAAUAUUGAUUUAAAAAAAUGUGUGGGGCAAGGCUAUGAUGGAGCCAGUGUGAUGAGUGGUGUGUAUAAUGGUGUACAAAAACAUAUUAAGGAUAUCCAGCCUAACGCAGAUUCCACCAGCUAA